Bombina bombina (fire-bellied toad) is the source of this 6343-nucleotide messenger RNA. It is a transcript of the gene EHMT1, whose product is annotated as euchromatic histone lysine methyltransferase 1. Gene Ontology annotation, molecular function: histone H3K9 methyltransferase activity; zinc ion binding; p53 binding. Bases 315 to 3977 code for a protein of 1220 amino acids. The transcript has 28 exons. The record is from RefSeq and is a predicted model, not a curated record. NCBI's taxonomy places the organism in Eukaryota, Metazoa, Chordata, Amphibia, Anura, Bombinatoridae. Gene Ontology annotation, cellular component: nucleus.
CAAGCAGAGCCGUUCAGUUGGCUUUUGUUGGGUUUGCACUCUCAGCCGACAUUUUCUUAGGAGGGUGUGGGGCCCCCCCCCCUGCCAAUCACAAGACGGCUAUUAUGGGCCUGGUGAAGAGAGCACAAGGCAACUUUGGCUUUUGGGGGGAGAUUGAAGGGUAUAUUGUUCUAAGAGUGUCUGGAGAUGUUGAGGAAGAUUGACGCAUCUCUUGGCGGUUAGGGGCAAGUAAGGUGGAAUCAAGGAAGGACAGCUGCUUCAAGACUGACUUGUUGAAAGACAUCACCAACAGCAAGGAGGAAGUAAUCGAUGCCAUGGCUGGAGAUGAGCAUUUGCUAGAGAAGCAGGUUGCAGAAACAAACGGUUCCCUUGAUGCAGACGAACCCAAGGAUCUCUCCGUACCUCUGCUUGGCACACAAGACGGCAGAAAGCUUUCCCAUCAGGACUCUACAUUUAAAACCAGCUGGAUUGCAGAGAAUGGAUUGUGUGAGCGUGAAACAGGGGACAACAGACAUUAUCUUCUAAACACAAUCAAUCCCAUGCAGACUUCUUUAACUGGGAGCAAUGGUUAUAUUUUUAACAAAUCUGUUGCCCUUGAACAGCCUUUAAGGACUACUAGUUCCUCUCCGCUCAGCGGCCAUGCUGCUAAGACACUCCCAGGAGCUGCCGCUAAAGCCAAGACUGCUUCUCCUUUAUAUAUUUCCCCACCCACAUCUCCCGUCCCUCACCAAACUGGAGAUCCUAACAAGGAUGACUUGAAAAUCCACAGAGCACGGAAAACCCUGCCCAAGCUAGUAUGCAAUUCGCCUGUACACAAGGACCCCAAAGAAUCUACAGAUCAAAAAGAAACCAAGGAAGACAGUGCCCCCAAAAAUGGUUUGGAGUGUGCAAAACCGUCAACACCGGCCCAUUCAGUGGCUCUGCAACAGAUGCUACCUCAGGCUCUGAGCUCUGUGACCUCCUAUACAAAGUCUCAGACAGCUGUUGGGGUGUCUCGAAAAAAGAAGCGACGGAUGGGGACAUACAGUUUAGUACCUAAGAAGAAGACCAAAGUUCUUAAGCAGAGAACUGUCCUCGAAAUGUUUAAGAAUAUGUCUCAUUCCUCUACUAGCCCUAAGAGUGACAAAGAAUUAGAGACCUCUCAUGUCAAUGGGGAGAAUGCAGAGAUGGAUUCUGAAGAUGAAGAGUCAGAUGAGCUUGAGGAAGAUGAUGAUCACAGCGUGGAACAUCAUUUAUCAGAAAGCCAGGAGGCUCAUAGUGUCACUAAAGAGAACACACAAGAAGCUGAUGGUUUAAAGAAGUCAGAUGACUUAGAUUAUGAUGAAGAAGGGGAGUCUGCGGAAUCACUUGAUGAGGAAGAUGAAGGAAAUGAGUCUGAUUUAAGCUCUGAGUCAAGUUCAAAGAGGAAACAGCAGAACAAAGGCCAAACAGAUAACGCAUGGUUGAAACCUUCCAGAAAACGGAAACGGAAAAACAAGCCAAAUCCUAGCCCCAUUCUUGGAGAGCACCAGCAACCCAGCACAGAAUACACUGAAGUGUCUCUGGACUCCCUGGAUCUGAGAGUUAAGGAGAUUCUGUCCCCGGAAUCCAAAGGGCUCUCUAAUGGCUCUGAAGCUAUGGAGCUGGAGGGUCUUCACGAGAUCCCGCUCUGCAGCUGCCGAAUGGAGACCCCUAAAGAGGAUGAGGUGUCUGCAACAGCUGGGGAUGGCUGUAUGGCUAUAGAGAGCACAAACCAGGAGUUGAGUCUGUGUACGAAGAGUGUGGUAAAGCAAGAGUUAAUGAGACCAUCCAACAAAGUGCGCCAUUUAGUGCUUUGUGAGGAUCACCGCGUGAAGAUGGUCAAUCACCAAUGCUGUCCUGGCUGUGGUUAUUUCUGCACAGCGGGGACUUUCAUGGAAUGUCAGCCAGAAACCAGCAUCUCUCACAGGUUCCACAAAGGUUGUGCAACAAUGGCGAACAAAACCAGUUUCUGCCCUCAUUGUGGGGAAGAGGCCUCUAAGGCGAAGGAAGUCACCAUUGCAAAUGCAGAUACUACAUCCAGUGUGUCUAAAGUGAUGCACCAGAAGGUUAAGGAAAGCCCUUCUGAGGGCCAGGCGGACACUACAACAGGAAGUAACUUAACAGUCCAGAGGAAGCAAGAAGAGGCUAAACACGAAAGUCCAGUUGCCCAGGCCAGCGAAACCACAGAAGCUUCUGAGCACCAGAGCACCGGGAAGUCUCCUGUCGCGUCCCAGGGACCCGUGAAAGAAACCUUAGAAAGCGCAUUACUUGCUCUUGACUCCGAAAAACCCAAAAAACUGCGCUUCCAUCCAAAGCAGCUGUACUUUUCUGCUCGGCAAGGGGAACUGCAAAAGGUCCUAAUGAUGCUAGUUGACGGCAUAGACCCUAACUACAAAAUGGAACAGCAUGGCAGGAGAACGCCAUUGCAUGCUGCCGCUGAGACUGGGAACAUUGAUAUCUGCCAUAUGCUUGUCCAGGCUGGAGCUAACCUAGAUAACUGUUCAGAAGAACAAAGAACCCCAUUGAUGGAAGCAGCAGAAAAUAACCACUUAGAAACUGUGCAUUACCUUGUCAAGGCUGGAGCCCUUCUGGACCCUAAGGAUUCUGAGGGAUCCACGUGUUUGCAUUUGGCCGCCAAGAAAGGUCACUUUGAAGUUGUGAAAUAUCUACUCUCGAACACCCAAAUGGAUGUCAACUGUCAGGAUGAUGGUGGGUGGACCCCAAUGAUUUGGGCUACAGAAUAUAAACAUGUGGAAUUAGUAAAACUGUUACAUUCCAAAGGAGCUGACAUCAACAUUCGAGAUAAUGAGGAGAACAUUUGCCUGCACUGGGCAGCUUUUGCAGGAUCUGUUGAGAUUGCAGAAAUCUUGUUAGCCUCUAAAUGCGACCCGCGGGCAGUGAAUAUUCAUGGAGACUCUCCGCUUCAUAUUUCUGCACGUGAGAAUCGUUACGAGUGUGUAAUACUCUUCCUAUCUCAUGGCUGUGAUGUGGGACUGAAGAACAAAGAGGGAGAGACUCCCUUGGAAUGUGCCAGUCCCAACUCUCAAGUGUGGGCAGCUUUGCAGAACAGCACGCAAUCCCCAGAUAGACCCUUACAAAACGUUGUAAACAGGGACAUAUCAAGAGGUUAUGAGAACAUCCCAAUCCCUUGUGUCAAUACUGUGGAUUCAGAGCCGUGUCCCUCCAACUACAAGUAUGUGUCACAGAUCUGCGUCACGUCUCCACUCAACAUAGACCGCAACAUUACUCAUCUUCAGUACUGUGUUUGUAUAGACAAUUGCUCCUCCAGUAACUGCAUGUGUAGCCAGCUCAGCAUGAGAUGUUGGUAUGACACAAAUGGGCGCCUUUUGCCAGAGUUCAACAUGGUGGAGCCCCCUCUUAUUUUUGAAUGUAACCACGCCUGCUCCUGCUGGCGGGAUUGUCGCAAUCGUGUUGUACAGAACGGGCAGAAGGUGAGGUUGCAGCUCUUCAGGACCAAACAAAUGGGCUGGGGAGUACGAUCACUGCAAGACAUUCCUAUGGGAACUUUUGUGUGCGAAUACGUUGGAGAGCUGAUUUCGGAUGCUGAGGCAGAUGUACGGGAGGACGACACAUAUCUCUUUGAUCUAGAUAACAAGGAUGGAGAAAUGUACUGCAUCGAUGCUCGAUUCUACGGUAAUAUCAGUCGCUUCAUCAAUCACCUUUGUGAGCCCAACUUGCUUCCCGUCCGGGUCUUCAUGUCUCACCAGGAUUUGCGUUUUCCCAGAAUAGCUUUUUUCAGCAGUCGGCAAAUUCAAGCUGGAGAGCAAAUUGGAUUUGAUUAUGGUGAUCGUUUCUGGGACAUUAAAGGCAAACUCUUCAGCUGCAAAUGUGGUUCUUCUAAAUGUAAACAUUCUGUCAAACUUCUUUCCCAGCGCCAGCCAGAUACGGCCCCUGAAACACCACAAGAAAACGGGCUACCCGACACUAGCCCCACCACCCCAGUAAGCACCUCUUGAGGAACAGGCAGCAAGAGACUUUUAUAGACGAUCAGCUCACCGCCCUUAGAGUACAGCAGUGGAAAGAAUAUUAUCUGAACACUUCUGGUUCUCUUGGACUUUGUAAAGUGAAAAAAAGACAUUUUGUUCCUCUUUGAAAACUGGAGGGGAGAAAAAUAAAAGCUAUUAACUUUGCAUCAUUAAAAAAACAAAACCCGAAGUGGAGGCGAAUUACCAGGCUCAGCCCUUUUCCAUUCUUCUUAACCCUUUAUCUGUCAGGAGACAUCUGCAGUGUUUUCUGCAUUGCAGGGCUUUUAGCAUUGGAGGGGGGGAUUAUAAGUGUUGAUUUGGAUCAGCUAGCUGCACAAGUGUUCUGGCAUUGAAGGGGUUAAAAGUGUGAAAGUAUUGUCACCCCUGAGGGGGAGAAUCGUAUUAAUCCUUGUGUUAUCUGUCACUCAUGCACUCAAGCAAAUUAAAUGAAAGACGCUUAUUUUUCUCCUCUUGUUCUGUCAGCCAGCAGCCUUGGGGAAGUUAAAAAAACCCAGUAAGAGUGAUAUUUAUUGACAUUUCUACCUAGCUUUUUACAUACACAGAUAUAUUUAAGGGGAAGGGAACAUUAAUCUAGAUUUAUCCUGCCUGCAAUUGUUUUAUUGGAGGUACACUAAGAAAGGUACAGCCAGGGUGACGUUUCAUUUCCAGAAUAAAAAGUCAUUUUCCAUAAUCCCAUGUUUACGGAGAUGUCUGGUGCUUUGCCGCAUCUUGUAAAGGCUGAAGACCUGUUUAAAAAUUGGACACUGAAUCUGCUCACGUAGAUGAGCCGCCUUCUGGGUUUCAUUAGAUAAUGUAAAUGAAAGAAAGAGAAAAACAAAUCACAAGUUCUACUAUGUAAGAUGUGAUGUGGUAACGGCUCAAGGUUCUUUCACAGUAAUAGUGAGAUUAUUCUGAAAAAAUAUAUAUUUGUUGGUAUGUUUAUACAGCACGGACAGGGCUGUCACAGUCUCUGGCAUCAGUUAUUGCCUUGUGUUGUUUCACUGGUCGACCUUUUCAAUCUUACUAUUUUGUAGACCCUUCUUGUUAGAAGUUAAUAACCUUAUAAUUAAGAUGGUUCUACUGGUUUAGUUAAAUGUCUUUGGUUACACCUGGAGGUUUGAAUUAUCACUUAAAAAUUGCUUGAAACUUUAAUAGCACAAGCACUAGAUAUUAUUUUUUGUCCUAGGUGUUGCCAGUAAUUUGAGUGUCUAAUACACCCAUCAGACCUUAGUGGUCCAGGUAGAUACCUCUAGUGUUGACUAACUCUAAUUGCCACAGCAGUUCUGUAUAGGUUAUUUUUAUUCAGCAAGUCCUUUUCAAUGUUUUUAUUCAGAAUAGUUGAGAUUUUCUGCUGCCUCAAUGGUUAUUUCCUUUGCUUGUAAUUUUUAGCUCAGAUGAACCAAAACAAACUUUACUCAUUAAUUGUUACUUGAUUCAAUUUUUUUUAAGCUAUCGUUUUAUUUUUCUUUCUUUCUUUCUUUUUUUUUUUUUUAAGCCAAAUUGGGCGAUCCAUUAGAGGCAGUAUUAAGGCACAAAUUUUAAACCCUUGGCUACAAGAGUGAGCUACAGAACAUUGCUUUUUGUGGCAACCUUGAAUUGAAGGUUCUUGUUGACUACUUGUUUUGAUUUAGCAGAAAAACGCUGCUCUGGAAGACUGGUUGUUUGCCUCAAUUGGAAGCCUAAUAUAUUCGUGACUGGCAAGCCACAAAGCCUUUACCAUUUUAAAAUGGCUGCAAAGUGCGUAUCAGCGAGAAUUUUUCAAGAUACUGUUAGAUACUUUACUUCAACAAAAUAAUUGCAUUUUAAACAUCAAUUCUGCCAUCCUACUCUGUACUAUAAUUCUUUAUAACUAUGAAUAAUUUCAAACAUUCAGCCAAUAAUGUUUUCUUGUCCAUUAUCUCUUUGGCUAAAGGGCAGCUGUGUCUACCAGCCAAACGGUUUACCUCCCUCCUCACCAAUAAUGUUUUACCAACUCAGUACUGGUUUGCUAUUUAAGAAGCAAAACUGGCUGUGAAAGCACAGAGGAGAAAAGAAAGCCCCACAUUUCAUUUGCUGAUUUAUAAUCGUAAAGGAGGGUGCAAACCUUGUAUUUUCAGAAUUUUCAAAAAUUUUUACAGAAAAAAAUACAGUUUUGGAAACUUAUUCAGAGUAAAUGGUGCUGAAAACGCUAAUGAUUUGUAUGCGGAACAGAUAUAAUGUUAUCAUUGUACCAUAAAAACAUGAUUUUAGGAUAAACUACCAGAAGUGAAACAUUUUUUUAAAUUGUUAGUAUUAUCGUAGUGUGAAUAAAAUUCUUUUUGUAUUUUAUUUGUUUUUUUUUCCGUUACUUUAAAAUAAACUGGCAGCAAUUUUUCCAA